AAACAGUCCAAACAUCCUUCUUCCCUCUCCCUUUUUGUCUUCAACCUUUUCUCUCUUUCUCUAAUGGCACUUGUUCUUCCCCAACCUCCCACUUCCACCUCCACCUUAACAUACCUAUUUCCUCUUCUUUUCAUUCUUUCCCUCCAACACCACACAGCCUCUUGUGCCCUUCUACUAAGCCUAAGACACCACCACAACUUCCUCCACCAGCAGAAACCCAUGAUCCAUGCCAACCAAACUAACUGUGCAUUGUUUGCUGGAACCUGGGUUCAGGAUGACUCUUACCCUCUUUAUCAAUCCUCUAACUGCCCCAUCAUAGAUCCACAGUUCAACUGCAAAAUGUUUGGACGCCCAGAUUCUGAUUACCUCAGAUACAGAUGGAGGCCCCUCAACUGUGAGCUCCCAAGGUUCAACGGGGAGGAGUUUCUGCUGCAAAUGAAAGGAAAAACUGUGAUGUUUGUGGGUGACUCACUUGGGCGCAACCAAUGGCAGUCACUGAUUUGUAUGAUAUCUGCUGCAGUUCCUCAGACACAAACACAAUUGGUCAGAGGAGAGCCUCUCACAAACUUCAGAUUCUUGGACUACGGUGUGACCAUUUCAUUUUACAGGGCUCCCUAUUUGAUGGAAAUUGAUGUGGUCCAAGGGAAGAGGAUUCUGAGGCUGGAGGAGGUCGAUGGGAAUGGUGAAGUAUGGAAGAGUGCUGAUGUGCUUUCUUUUAACACUGGACAUUGGUGGGAGCAUAUAGGGUCCCUUCAAGGGUGGGAUUAUAUAGAAUUAGGAGGCAAAUACUACCCAGACAUGGAUCGUUUAGCAGCUUUGGAAAGGGGUAUGAGAACAUGGGCUAACUGGGUGGACACCAAUAUUGACAGAAGCAGAACCAAAGUGUUCUUCCUUGGAAUUUCUCCUUCACAUACCAACCCAAAUGAAUGGAAUUCUGGAGUGACAGCAGGGCUAACUACAAAGAAUUGCUAUGGUGAAACUACCCCAAUUAUUAGCACUGGAACAUCAUACCCUGGUGUGUACCCUGAACAGAUGAGGGUUGUGGAUAUGGUAAUCAGAGAAAUGAGCAACCCUGCCUAUCUUCUUGACAUCACAAUGCUAUCAGCAUAUAGGAAGGAUGCACACCCCUCAAUUUAUAGUGGUGAUUUGAAUCCUCAACAAAGAGCUAACCCUGACAACUCAGCAGAUUGUAGCCACUGGUGUCUUCCUGGAUUGCCAGAUACUUGGAAUCAACUAUUCUACACUGCUUUGUUCUACUAAAUUUUGUGGUUUGCUAGCUAACUAAUUAACACAUCUUCACUGUUUUUAUGAUUAUUAUUAGUAGGUAAUGCAUUUAUUGCAUUAUAGCAGCAACUGCUUCAUAUGUAAAGAUAUGCUAAUUGAAUGAGAGAAUUUUUUAUUUGUUUUAAAAUUUUUAGGAAGAAAAGUCUACCUUAUCAAAUGUAACCUAUCAAUUAUGAAACCUCCACUUGGUCAAUUCUUUGAAAUUACAUAAAGAGUUUUCUUUGUUCCA
Messenger RNA from Cajanus cajan (pigeon pea), 1513 nucleotides. RefSeq names its product protein PMR5. The record is from RefSeq and is a predicted model, not a curated record. Lineage: Eukaryota; Viridiplantae; Streptophyta; Magnoliopsida; Fabales; Fabaceae. Gene Ontology annotation, cellular component: Golgi apparatus. Gene Ontology annotation, molecular function: O-acetyltransferase activity.